UUCAGAAAAUAUUCUAUCCAAGGUCAUCACCCAACUUGAUCUAAACUACUCUCCCUCAAAUAGAGCUUUACCCUUACGGCCAAGCCGGCAGAAACCUGUCCCAGGCCUUGUCUUUUCAAAGUACAAUGAAAAAACAUUGACCCAUACCCACUUUAACAGAGAAGCCCUGGGCCCACAUAGGUAGGCUUGUGUCGGUUUUUUGCCGGGUCAACCAACGGCACCCCUAAUUUUUUCAAACCGUCCUAACCCCGUGAUGUACCUCUUUCUGAUGGAAAAUUAUAACCCCGUUUGUAUCAACUUGACGGCCGUUACGUUAAAGCCCAUAAACCCCUCUUUUCAAAAAGGUUCCAUUCCGCGCCCAGAUAAAGAGAAAAAACCCCACCAAUAACAGAAAAACAGAACAAAAAAAAAAAAAAAUCCAGACGGGCCAAACCCCUGUCCCUGAAACCCUAGGGCUUGGAUCCCCGUCGCCGGCGGCCAUGGACGACCCCAAGACCCUCGAUCUCGUCAAGGAGCUCGUUGUCCGCCUCCUUUCCUCCCGCUCCCCCUCCCCCUCUGGGGACCCCUCCGCUGACGUCCCCCACGCCCUCCGCUACGCCCACCGCCUCCUUUCCAGCCGCAUGUCCCCCUCCCUCUCCCCCGACGAGCCCGCAAUGGCUGAAUCCAUCAAGCGCCAGCUCGCCGUCUCCGGAAGAUCCGCCGACGCCCUCGCCUUCGCCGACCUCCACUCCAAGCUCGCCGCCCGCUCAGGCCCCGGCUCCGUCCGCAAUCGCUGGGCCCUCCUCUACCUCCUCAAGUCCCUCUCCGACGACCGCCGCCGCGCCGAGCCGCUCCUCCGCGCCCCCUCCGUCGGUGGCCUCCCCACCCUUCCCCUCGAUCCCCACCCCGCCCGCCCCGCCAAGAAAACCCUAGCGCCCUCUGGUGGCGUCCUCCUUGUUUCCAAGGAUCCGGAGAACAUCCGCGAGAUCGCUCUCCGGGAGUACGCGGAUCUGGUCAUGGAGGAGACCGAGGUCUCGGAGUCGGCCCUCGUCAGGGACGUCCUCUACGCCUGCCAGGGGAUCGACGGGCGGUAUGUGAGGUUCGACAAGGCAUCGGACAGCUACGAUCUGCCAGAAUCUCUCAAGCUGCCGAGGUCCACGAGGACGAUGGUCAGGAGGCUAUGUGAGCUCGGAUGGCUAUUCAGAAAGGUUAGGGGGUACAUAACUGAGAGCAUGAGUCAGUUCCCGGCCGAAAAGGUCGGGACCAUCGGCCAAGCCUUCUGCUCCGCCCUCCAGGAUGAGCUCUCGGACUACUACAAGCUCUUGGCCGUGCUUGAGUCCCAGUCUCUGAACCCGAUCCCGACGGCCGGCAGUGAUUCAGGAGUGCCAGGGAACUACCUUUCCUUGAGGAGGCUCGCAGUGUGGCUGGCUGAACCGAUGGUUAGGAUGCGGCUGAUGGCGGUUCUGGUUGAUAUGUGCAGGAGUUUGAGAGGUGGGGCAAUGGCUGGAGCAAUCCAUGGGCAAGCCCAGCAUGGGGAUCCACUGGUCCAGGAGUUCAUGGGUCGGCUCCUCCGGAGGGUGUGCUCGCCGCUGUUUGAGAUGGUCCGGAGCUGGGUGUUGGAAGGGGAGUUGGAGGAUGUCUUUGCUGAGUUCUUCAUUCUGAGCCAGCCGGUGAAGGCUGAGUCUUUAUGGCGAGAAGGUUACCAGAUCCAGUCUGUGAUGCUCCCUUCUUUCAUUUCUCCAACAUUGGCACAGAGAAUUCUGAGGACUGGAAAAUCAAUUAAUUUCCUUCGAGUUUGUUGUGAGGAUAAUGGGUGGGCUGAUGCUGCUGCCAAGGCGGUGGCCCAUGUUGGUACCACCACAAGGAGAGGUGGGCUGGGUUAUGGUGAGACUGAUGCAUUGGAAGCUCUUGUGGUUGACGCAGCAAAGCGGAUUGAUCAGCACUUAAUGGAUGUAAUCCACCAUCGGUACCGAUUCAAGGAUCAUUGCCUCGCAAUCAAAAGGUACUUGCUUCUUGGGCAGGGUGAUUUUGUCCAGUACUUGAUGGAUAUUGUAGGCCCAGAGCUGUCGGAGCCAGCCAACACCAUCAGCUCAUUCCAAUUAGCAGGGCUUCUUGAGACUGCAAUCCGGGCAUCCAAUGCACAAUAUGAUGAUCGUGAUAUCCUUGACCGGCUGAAAGUCAAGAUGAUGGAUCAUGGGGAUGGGGAUAGAGGAUGGGAUGUGUUCUCAUUGGAAUACGAUGCAAGAGUGCCAUUGGACACAGUGUUUACGGCAUCUGUCAUGAAGAGGUACCUCAAAAUUUUCAAUUAUCUGUGGAAGCUUAAACGGGUCGAGCAUGCUUUGAUUGGGGUGUGGAAGACAAUGAAACCCAAUUGCAUAAUUUCCUGUUCUUUUGCUAAAGAAGGUGCAGUCAAAAUGCAAUUUGUCUCCAUGCUGCGAAGGUGCCAAGUUCUCUGGAAUGAAAUGAAUCAUUUUGUCACCAAUUUUCAGUACUACAUAAUGUUUGAGGUCCUUGAGGUUUCAUGGGCACAAUUUUCAGAGGAAAUGGAUGCCGCAAAAGAUUUGGAUGAUCUUCUAGCAGCACAUGAUAAGUAUCUUAAUUCAAUUAUGGAGAAGUCGCUUCUUGGGGAGAGAUCUCGAGACAUUAUUAAAACUCUCUUCACGCUAUUUGACCUCAUACUGCGUUUCCGAAGUCAUCAUGACAGAUGGUUUGAACGAAUAAAUGAGUUGCAACUCAGAGGAAGGGGCAAAUCAAGGUCAAAAUCAAAGGAGCCAAGUUCAUGGGUUGAUGGGGGUAGAAAAGCCAUGAUACAGCUUGCCAGAGAGUUCUUCCGGAUGAUGGGUGAAGACUUGGACACAAUUGCGAAAGAGUACUCAGCAUCUCUUGAUGCUUUUAUUUCUCAGUUGCCUAUGCAGCAACAUGUUGAUUUAAAGUUCCUCCUAUUCCGUUUAGACUUCACUGAAUAUUAUAGCCGUCUUUCCCCUAGCAAGUAAAAUCAGGGUGCUGCAGAAGAAAUGGUGGAAAAGCACUGAUCUGCCAUUUGUGCUUGUUGUAUGACUUGGCAAUUUAAGUGUGCUGACCAUUUUGGCUGGUGGCUGUAUUGUUUGCUUCAUGUAUCUAGAUGAAGAUGCUUAUCUGUUGAUUCUGUUCAUACCACGGAGGUAUUGCAUCAUCUUGAUUUAUAGAAAGAGUUAGGAAGCCCCAAAACAAGAACACGACGCAAGACUCGGAAAAAAAAAAAAAACAUGGUCAAGCCAGUUACAGAGUCCAAAAUAUCGAAGAACUGAUAAAAGUCUUCCUCUUCUUCUUCGGGGCCAUUCUAGUCAAAUCCAUCAUGAGAAAAAUGAUGCUGUCCAGAACACGUUAAAGAGUGCUGCUGCUUGUUGGUGAAGCCUCUAGCAUGUGCCCAGCCAAACCAACCAGCUAACAACUAAAAUCACGACAUCCCAUCCUUUCUCCAUCUUCCAAUCAUUAGCAUUCCGUCUUUUUUUCUUAAUGGCCUUUUCAUGAUGUUUCACAAUGUAUGAAUCAUGUGAAUAAACCUGUUAUCUGUAAAUGCAGUUGAGAGUGGAGUUGCAUGGAUCAUGGACCACCAAAAUAUUUAUCAUGCAAUUCUGAAGCUCUAAGCCAGUUAAUUUCAUGGAAGAAAAAAAAAGAAUCAUAUCUAAUUGAUUUGUGCAAUUGUUGAAACAUUUAGUGAACAUUGGAUCUUUGGUGCGAUAUGUAGGAGACCCAUUUUUCCUAGUGAAAGAGGUUGGUUAGUAUGUUUCUUUUUGGCAUGUAUGGCAUAAAUG
This is a messenger RNA of Elaeis guineensis (African oil palm), 3773 nucleotides long. Its product is annotated as gamma-tubulin complex component 3. The record is from RefSeq and is a predicted model, not a curated record. Gene Ontology annotation, biological process: cytoplasmic microtubule organization; spindle assembly; meiotic cell cycle. Gene Ontology annotation, molecular function: microtubule minus-end binding; gamma-tubulin binding. Gene Ontology annotation, cellular component: spindle pole; gamma-tubulin complex; microtubule organizing center. Lineage: Eukaryota; Viridiplantae; Streptophyta; Magnoliopsida; Arecales; Arecaceae.